AUGAAGAAAAAUCCGGAGUACAUUUGUCAGAUUGAUGCAGCAACUGGCGAGCAAGAAACUAGAAAAUCUGUGCUCUCCCGAACCAUACGGCUCGCACAAUGCUUCAGGAGACUGGGGCUGGAGCCGGGGGACGUGCUGGUGUUGGGUGGAAGUAAUCAUCUGGAUGUCCACAUCCCAUACUAUGCGGCUCUUCUUAACGGCCUUCCUAUGGCUGGAGUUGAUCCACAGUUCAAAUAUACUGAAAUAAAGGAGCUUUUUAAAAUAGUGAAACCGAAGGUGGCUUUUUGUCAAAAUGCGAUGUACGAGUACUAUAGCCGAGCGGCUCAAGAUUUAGGACUCGCUGUUAAGAUAUUUACGUUUGAUGGUGAAAACUCCAUGACUAAGUUCAUGGACAGUUACACAGACCUCGAGCCUGAAGAGCAGUUUAAAGUCGCCGAGUUCGAUGUUUCCAAAGUGUACUGCUGGCUGGUGAGCACGAGCGGCUCGACUGGGUUCCCGAAGGUCGCGGCUCUGUCGCACUCGAACGUGCUACAGAAUGUGGAAUUCUUCAGUCAUGCAGCCCCUCCAGGGGGUGAGCAAAGAACAGCCAUGAACCUUUCAUCCAUCCAGUGGGUGACGGCGUGCUACAACGUGCUGCUGAUGCCCAUACACCACAUCAAACUGCAGACCUCUGCCGCCUGCACCACUGGACACGUCAUUGAUCUCAUCAACAAGUACAAGCCGGUGGGGACUGUCACAACGGCAACACUGUUGGCGCCCAUCCUGCAUCACGAAAAGCAUUGCGAUCUCACUUGCUUCGACGUCAUUAAAGUUGGCGGUUCCAAGAUUCAUGUGGAGUUCCUCAACGCUUUACGGGCCCGGGUGCGAAAAGAUACUAAGUUAAUCGUGGGUUAUGGAAUGACCGAAUGCGGAGGAACAGUAUUUAAGCCCUGCCCCGACGGACCUUUCGGCAACCUUGGAGUAGAAUAUCCACUAUAUGAAGUAAAGAUAGUUGAUCCAGAAACAGAAAAACUUAUUUUAGAACCCAAUGUGGCAGGAGAACUUCGAGUCAAAGGCCCUAGGAUGGAGUGUUACUACAAUAAUCCAAAAGCAACAGCGGAAGCAUUCGCAGAAGAUGGCUUCUUGAAAACAGGAGAUCUUGUGUAUAGGGAUGAAAACAACUAUUACUUCUUUGUAGAUAGAAUAAAAAUGCUACUGAAAUAUAGAAACUAUCAAGUUAUUCCUCCAGAGAUAGAAGGCGUGAUCCUGACGCACCCGGACGUACAAGACGUGUGUGUUACUGGUGUACCGCACUUUGAGGAUGGAGAGCGUGUGGCGGCGUGCGUCGUGCGGCGUCCAGGGUCCACCGUGUCCGCUCAGGAUAUCAAAGAUCUCGUUGCGAGUCAAAUGUCUGUUCAUAAGCAGUUGUACGGAGGUGUCGUGUUUGUCGACGAGCUGCCCUUAACAUCUACUGGAAAAAUUCGUCGUGUUAAAGUCAAAGAAAUUGUAAAAAAUUCUGAAAGAGAAUUAAUACACACGACUAGCAUUAAAUCAAUCGGUCGGUAG
This is a messenger RNA of Cydia amplana, 1545 nucleotides long. Its product is annotated as luciferin 4-monooxygenase-like. The record is from RefSeq and is a predicted model, not a curated record. Lineage: Eukaryota; Metazoa; Arthropoda; Insecta; Lepidoptera; Tortricidae. Gene Ontology annotation, biological process: fatty-acyl-CoA biosynthetic process; long-chain fatty acid metabolic process. The coding region runs from base 1 to 1545 and encodes 514 amino acids. Gene Ontology annotation, molecular function: long-chain fatty acid-CoA ligase activity. The transcript has 11 exons.